CGAGAGAUGUAUGGAAUGGCAAUUGUGAGCACUUGGAGUACAAGUGGAUGCCGUUGUUUAUAGUCAUAGUCCUCCUGCUUUGGUAGUGGUGCUGAUGGUGUGUAUGUAUUUUGGUGUUUGAACCAAUUGAAGCUUAUGGUUUGAUCCAAUCGCUAAAAUGGCUGAGUAUUAGCCACAAUACCAGGUUGUGUAAGUUCCCAUCGCUGGCGCUAUCGAUAUAACGAUUGUCUGCUUCUUUGACGAACCCUUUAAACCGAUCGUUAAAUUUCAUCGACAGACUGGUAGAGGAGUGCUUUAGGAGUGUCUGUUGUUGUAGCGGUCGAUGCAUUUUGAUUGCCAUUGAAACGGAUCGAAGCGCGCAAAUCAUGGAAAACAUGGGCUCAGAGUUGGCCGACCAGCAAAUGGGCGGUGGCAGCAGUCAUACCAGUGCUGAUGACAACCACAGUGAUGAAAGCGGUGUCCCAACAGUUGAUAACAUCGAAACAGUCGAGUCAGUCGAUAGUGUUGGCAGUUGUGUUGAACCUCCAGAGUUAUUGCCGGCCCAUGAAAUCGCUGAUGAAAUAGCCGCCAAUAGAGCUGUUACCGACUCACCUGAUGGUGACGUUGUCGAUGAUAUAGACGAAGAAGUUGAUAAUUGUGAAGAACCAGACGUUGAAGCCGACGUAUCGGACGUGGUAACAGUUCCCGUAUCAAGCGGUAUGAUUGAUGCCAGUGACUUUCGGGGGGUGCUCUCCGAGCCCACCUAUCAGACACUUAACGGGCGAAUGACGCCUCCGGGCUUCACUACAUCCAGUUCUUACGCCACAUUAACGCCACUACAACCGUUACCGCCGAUCUCAACCAUGUCCGACAAGUUCACCCACCAUUAUGGCCAUCCCGGCAACGGGGGCUUCACUUUAAUGCAUAUGCAAAACACUAGUCUUGGUAUGAAUGCUAAUCAAUACCAAUACGACAAAUUAGGUACAGCUAUGGCAGCUGCAGGUAUGAACAUGUCAAACAUGUCACCAACUCUUGGUGUUACCACAGGCCAUCACCAUCACCAUCAUGUGUCGGCCGCUCAGAUCAUUAACACAAACGGCGGGAUUCAUUCACACCACUCAACGACAAUACCCUCUCCGCCCUAUCACUCAAACGGAUUACAUUCCCCGGACAAGAGUCUGUCGCCGACCAAUGGUUACGACUAUACAUUAAGACAAGGCUCACCUCAAAGUCCGUCAUCUGUUAAUUUACAUUCGCCGACAUCAUUAAUGCCAGCCCUCAAUGGACUACCAACGAGUCCACCUUCAAGUCACAUACCAUCUCCACCGCCGCCCACCUCAGCACACGUGUCAUCGAUGAGUUCAGUUCCCAUAACAGUAAGUGGUGUCCUUACUUCGGUCACUGCACCUCAGCAACUGAUUCAUUCUCAUGGCACCCAACACGUUAAGGUGGCCACCACUCUGACCGCUGCACCGCAACCAAUCACAGUCUUACAGGCAGUCACUCCAACCCCCGCUGCUAUUGCACCGACCGCUCAAACGGUCACUAUAGUACAGGCGGCCACUGCAGGCAUUAGUAACUUAGCCACAACUAUAGUAUCAACACCUGUCGCUGUUGUUACCACUGCUAAUGCUCUCAAUCAUCAGCAGCACCAACUCAAUCAAAUCAAACAACAACAACAACAGCAACAGCAGCAGCAGCAACAACAACAACAACAACAACAGCAACAACAACAACAUAUUGUCAGCAUUGGCGCCAAUAACACUAAGCAGACCACUAUCAGCAACAAUACUGCUGUGACGCAAACCUCUUCGUCGGCUUCAAACAAUGGCGCCGACGAUAUCGAGGAGAUCAACACCAAAGAUCUCGCACAACGGAUUAGUGCAGAACUGAAACGUUAUUCCAUACCACAGGCUAUCUUCGCACAGAGAGUCCUGUGCCGAUCACAGGGAACACUGUCCGAUCUGCUCCGGAACCCUAAGCCAUGGAGCAAACUCAAGAGCGGACGCGAGACAUUCAGACGGAUGCAGAAAUGGUUGGAAGAACCGGAGUUCCAGAGGAUGUCUGCUCUCAGGCUCGCAGAAAAAGAGAUGAGGGCUACUACUGCCAGUGCCACUACCAAUGCUACUACCGGUGCAGCAAAUGGUACUGAGAGACCACUACAGACAUUCAAUAAUCAUACCUAUGAUGGCAUCAAAGAGUCAGCAGCAUUGGUGAGGGAGAAGCGCACGCAAUACAGGGGACAGCAAUCAUACUAUCAUUACCAAUACGAGCCAUACCGUUGCUCUAAUUAUUACGCACCGGGAGCUCCUCAUAUGGAGCAGUCAUUUAUCGGCAAUUAUAGCACAGGUAGUGAUUGGAUACCCGCGACUCAGACAACAAUAGAUAAUGCCUGCAAGCGGAAAGAGGAACAGAUAGUUGUGGCCAAAUCGCCGACGGCGCCGAAGAAGCCUCGACUUGUCUUUACGGAUCUACAGCGCCGUACCCUUCAGGCCAUCUUCAAGGAGACGAAACGGCCGUCGAAAGAGAUGCAAAUCACUAUUUCACAGCAAUUGGGUCUCGAGUUGAGUACAGUCGGCAACUUCUUCAUGAAUGCCCGCAGACGUAGUCAAGACAAGUGGUUGGACGACGUACUCGACGGGUCUAUGUCUCCGGCGUCCACAACAUCUUCAUCUCACAAGGAUCUCAUUUGAAUAACACAAUUGUGAUCCAAUUUUUGAUGAAUAAAUCACUAAUCAUUAUAAUAAAUCACAAUUUCAUUCAUUAGUAGUCAAAUAUACUCAACAAUUAAAGC
Oppia nitens is the source of this 2773-nucleotide messenger RNA. It is a transcript of the gene onecut, whose product is annotated as hepatocyte nuclear factor 6-like. Gene Ontology annotation, biological process: regulation of transcription by RNA polymerase II. Lineage: Eukaryota; Metazoa; Arthropoda; Arachnida; Sarcoptiformes; Oppiidae. The transcript has 5 exons. The record is from RefSeq and is a predicted model, not a curated record. Bases 366 to 2672 code for a protein of 768 amino acids. Gene Ontology annotation, molecular function: RNA polymerase II cis-regulatory region sequence-specific DNA binding; DNA-binding transcription factor activity, RNA polymerase II-specific. Gene Ontology annotation, cellular component: nucleus.